AUGAAGGCAGUGAAUAUCCUCUUCUACUUGACCUUAGCUGCGCCAUUUGCUUUUGGUACACCAAUUACUGGCAAUGGAAACGAAAAGAGGGUUGCAGAACCCGUAGAUAUUCUUGAAGGAAUUGAAUCUGAGAUAUACUCUCGAGAAUAUCUCGAAGAGGUUUUCAGGAAGCGGAAUGCUGCAAAACACCUUCGUUUGAAGCGACAUGAUGACGAUGGGCCUAAUGAGCAGCCUAUCCGUGGAGAAUUCGGUGCACCUAUCUUAGGUGGUACAAACCCCGGCCGUGAUAAUGAGCAGCCAGAUCAUAUUCACCCACCGGCUACCGACAACGGGAACGUUCCAAACUUGAAAUGGGCCUUUUCAGACUCCAAGACAAGGCUCCUUAAAGGUGGUUGGGUUCGAGAACAAUUGGUCACCGAUCUCCCACCUAGCAAGGAUAUUGCAGCUGCUCAGCAACAUCUUGUUAAAGGUGCUAUCCGAGAACUUCAUUGGCACAAAGUUGCAGAAUGGGGAAUUGUUUUUAAUGGCUCUAUUUUGGUCUCAGCGGUCGACGAAAAUGGCAAAAACACAGCCGAAGUCCUAAACCAAUGGGAUAUCUGGUACUUCCCCAAGGGAGUAGGCCACACAGUCCAAGGUCUGGCCGACCAAAACGAAUACCUCCUCGUCUUCGACGACGGUAACUUCGAGGCCGUGGGCACAACCUUCAACAUCGUCGAUUGGCUCCUCCAUGCUCCCAAAGAUGUAAUCGGGAAAAACUUCGGCGUAAAUGCUACCGAAGUCUUUAAGAACCUCCCAACCGCAAACCCUUACAUCAAACAAGCUAAAGUUGGCGGUUUGAAGGCACCCAAGGCACCCGCUGGGGAGUUGAAGGGAAAGAGUAGUUAUGUUUAUAAACUUAGCGAGGUCGGGUUUAAGAAAGUUCCUGGUGGGGCUGGCACGCUCAAUAUUAUCGACUCGAGAAACUUCCCUGUUUCUACGACUAUUGCGGCUACAGUUGUGAGAGUUGAGCCUAAGGGCCUCAGGGAGUUCCAUUGGCACCCUAAUGCGGAUGAGUGGCUUUACUUUCACUCUGGCAAGGCUCGCGCCACCGUAUUCCAAGGAAGUGGUCUUGCCCGCACUUUCGACUUCAACCCAGGUGACACCGCCGUCUUCCCAGAUAACACUGGCCAUUACAUCGAAAACACCUCAGAAACCGAAGACCUUGUCUGGGUUGAGAUCUACAAGAGCGAGCGAGUCGCUGACAUCCCGCUCUCUCAGUGGCUGGCUCUCACACCACCAGACAUUGUCGCACAGCUACUUAAUGUAUCAACUGAAUUCGUUGCUUCGUUGAGUAAAGAAAAACAGGUUUUGGUUAAUCAGAAGACGUUCCAGAAAAAGAGCAAUUAG
Molecule: messenger RNA, 1386 nt
Organism: Orbilia oligospora ATCC 24927
Lineage: Eukaryota; Fungi; Ascomycota; Orbiliomycetes; Orbiliales; Orbiliaceae
Exons: 5
Coding region: 1-1386 (461 amino acids)
Biological process (GO): oxalate metabolic process
Cellular component (GO): cell wall
Source: RefSeq, a predicted model, not a curated record